Molecule: messenger RNA, 2088 nt
Organism: Punica granatum (pomegranate)
Lineage: Eukaryota; Viridiplantae; Streptophyta; Magnoliopsida; Myrtales; Lythraceae
Source: RefSeq, a predicted model, not a curated record
UUUGCUUCUCUUUUUUACCGGAAAAAUGAGCUCCAAUGUGUCUCUCUUCCCACUAGCCGUUUACUGCUCCUCACUGAACCCAUUUCCCCUCAUUCUAUUUCUCUCGCCGAAGGAUCCUACCUUUCUCCGGUGAAGCAAUUGGGAAAAACAGAAAGAAAAAUGGGGUUUUUCUUCUGUUAGUGAUCGAGCUUGAGACUAAUUGCCUCGUCUUCUGCACGGCCUUCAGGUCUUCUACAGUUCUACUACUUCCUCUCUUUAUGGGGUAGAACAUUUUGAUGUUCUUUGAGUACUUAAUGAAGUGUUCACUCUCUUUCGGACAUUACAGAUCGAAAAUCCAAACUGAAUUGAAUGGCUGGAAAGAAAAAUUAACGUAGGUUGGGGCCGGACUCUCCCUAAACCAUAAAAAUUCUCUAGUCUUCAACAUAAGAAUAAUUCGACAUUUUGCCGGAGCUAAUAAGCUUAGGGCGGUCUCAAUCUCUAAAGCACGACAGUGAUGGAGAGGAGGCUGUACAGGGCUGCACUGGAAGGCAACGUCCCUUCACUGCUGCAGCUCCUCUGGGAAGAUGAACUCUUCCUCGAACGAUCCCUUGUUGGGUCCCACUCCGACACUCCUCUUCACAUCGCGGCGAUGCUAGGACACUCAGAGUUUGUGAGCAAGAUCCUUUCCUUGAAGCCCGAGCUUGCCUGUGAGCUCGACUCUCAGAGAUCGACGCCUCUUCACCUGGCAGCAGCAAAAGGGUACGCAGACAUAGUGAAGGGCCUGCUAAACACAUGCAAGGAGGCAUGCUUGGUGUCUGACAAGUAUGGGAGGAACCCUCUGCAAGUUGCUGCCGUUAAAGGGAAGGUCGAGGUGCUAGAGGUAUUGGUUCAGGUUGAAGCGGAGGCUGCUCGGAUCGUCAAUAAGAGUGGGGAGACGGUCUUGCAUAUGUGUGUCAAAAAUAAUAAGUUGGAGAGUUUGAAGGUACUGGUAGGGAUGUUUGGGGGAGAGGAUGAGUUCAUUGAUUGGAAGGACAAAGAUGAAAACUCUGCUUUGCAUCUUGCUGCUGCAGAUGGGCAAUUUGAAACAGUGGAUUUCCUAACCACCCACACAAGAGCAGACAAUCACUCUCGCAACCUUGAAGGUUUCACGGCACUUGACCUCUUAGCACAAAGCACAACCGGCACCAAAGAAAAGGCAAUUGCAGAUAAUCAGACCAUGUCAAAACAGACUAGGGUCUCAUCCUCGAGUCGUGCGAGCAAGUUCCCAUCAGGAGCGUACAAUUGGAAAAAGCAUUUCAAGAGGCAGAACAGCUGGUUGGAACGGAUGUGGAACUCGCUGAUGGUUGUUGCAACUCUGACUGCCUCCAUGGCUUUCCAGGCAGGCCUGAACCCACCUGGCGGUGUGUGGCAGGACAAAGCAGGGGACAACUCAACGUCGGUCCCAUAUACCGUCUCCAUCUUUGGCCAUGACAUGCCAGAAAACUCAAAUAUCACACUCCGUGCAGGAAACACAGUAAUGGGAGGUUCUUCUUAUGGUGUGUACUUUACCUUCCUCGUAUUCAACACUAUCGGCUUCAUUGCAUCUUUGAGCAUCAUCAUCCUGCUCAUAAGUGGACUUCCAAUGCGACGGAGGUUAUUCAUUAGUGUCCUGACGGUGAUCAUGUGGAUCGUAGUCACUUCCAUGGCACUGACUUAUGCAAUCUCCAUUGAAUUCUUGACACCUCUGGAACAAUAUUUGUCAUUCAAGGUCAUUUCAUUCGGUAUCCUUGCAUGGACGGGCUUGAUGACUCUCCUCGUUGUCUCGCACAUUAUUCGCCUGAUCGUGAAAGCCUUGCGUGCGUGCAUAAAAGCAGUCACCCAUCGAAGAAAACGAUUCACGGUUUAGUGUUCAAAAUCCAUGUCCUCUCCAAGUCUAUACCUUUAUGCAGGAGUUCCAUAAAUAUUGAACUUAGUGCUUGUUUAAUGUGAGUUUACAGGACUAUUAUUGAUAUUGAGUAGGCCAUGACAAGGGUCCAUGCGUUUAUAGAAUUGGGCCUAAAUGGAUUCCAAAUACGAUGCUGACAUCAUACUCAAAUAAACAUUUCAAUAAAGGAUGAUCUUCCACAUCCA